This is a messenger RNA of Fonsecaea multimorphosa CBS 102226, 1461 nucleotides long. RefSeq lists its product as uncharacterized. The record is from RefSeq and is a predicted model, not a curated record. The transcript is spliced from 4 exons. Bases 1 to 1461 code for a protein of 486 amino acids. NCBI's taxonomy places the organism in Eukaryota, Fungi, Ascomycota, Eurotiomycetes, Chaetothyriales, Herpotrichiellaceae.
AUGCUCGCCCCCGUUCCGGAGGGCGCUGUUUUCUUCUUGGAAUGGCCGAUGUGGGCUCGUUUAGCUCUUAUCUUAGGUGGUUUGCUUACGCUUAUCCUUACCACUGCCUUCGUUGUGAAGCUGAGAAACUGGGCACGGGACAGAAGGCUGGAAAGAAGAGCAGCAGAAGAACAGGCCGAACGAGGGGAGAUGACUCUGGUCAACUGCUUGGACGAAGAUAUACCUUUCGGCAUCCGCGCUCUAAUUGAAGAUCCCGAGGUUGAAGGGGUGUGGAACGCUCGAACGGCAACUGCUUUACACUUGGAUGGGGCCCGGUCUCCUCCUCCCUCACACUUGACAUUCAAGCCCGUUAAAUACUCCUCAAUUACUUCCUCCUCGACAUGCGAUCCCACGGACAUAGGACUAGUGUCUCCAGAUGCCCCUACACCGUUCACGGAUUCCACAACAGUUGUUGAUCCACCAGCUGAGUCGUCGUCCUCGAAGAAAGGGAAGAGUAUUGUCAUAAGCUACAAUGAUCCGUAUAUUUGCGCGGAAGGUACCGAAAUCUCGCCAGGUCUGGCAAUUUCCCGUGUGCUACUCGUUGCGGAUCUUACCACUGACAAUGGUUACACAGGUGUUAUUCCUGCAAUGACAAAGGACUCUUUGAUUCCCUCUCCCUCAAAAUUGCAGCUUCGUCCCAUCACCAACCUACGAUCUUCAGGAGCUCGUAAAUUUGUCAUUGGCAACAGGGAGAGAAAAUCCCAGGGACUCCAGAGGCCAGAAAGUCGCUCUGAACCCAACCCUCUUGAGGGCAUGGAGGCCCAUAGGCGCUUCCAUGCCGCAGAAAGUGGUCAACUCCUUCCCAGAAAUCGGCGGCACACUGAGAUGGUCCUGACGCCACCAUUCGCUCCGUCUCUUUCGGAUAGCGAGGACAGUGACGACUCUGCAUCCCGCGCUUUGUCAUGGCCGGCUCGAAAUGGCAGUAUCAAUCUCGGCAAACAGUUUUCUCGCAGCGUCAAAAGGAUGGAAGGACCACGACCAGUACCCUUCCGCGCGUUCAUCGAGUCCUUACCUACCACCAAAGCCCCUCCGUCGGCAUGGACGGAGAAGACCCAAGCCAGAGUCGACGCGAAAAUCCUCCCUUCUCCCAGAACAAGCGAUACAGGAUCCAAUACUUCUCGGCACACUCCAAGCUCUUCGACGAGUUCAAUGUCCGUGACAACUACAACGUCACCUUCGGAUUCAAUCUCUAUUGUAAAUACUCGAUCGCGGAAAGUCAAUGAUGGAUUUGAAGUACUGCCUGCUGGCACACUGGAAAAGGGACCCAAGGUCAAGGACUUUGGGGCUCGGCACGAAGACGUGGAUAUGAGGAAGAAGCCUAACAAGCUAAAAAAACGGUCGCGCUCAAGUUCUGGAAGUCGCCGAAGUUCAACAGAGAGUCGGAGGCUCAGUACCGACUCCUUUCGUUUGCCGGUUUUCUGA